Molecule: messenger RNA, 1735 nt
Organism: Suncus etruscus (white-toothed pygmy shrew)
Lineage: Eukaryota; Metazoa; Chordata; Mammalia; Eulipotyphla; Soricidae
Gene: FBXL3
Product: F-box and leucine rich repeat protein 3
Biological process (GO): entrainment of circadian clock by photoperiod; regulation of cell cycle; SCF-dependent proteasomal ubiquitin-dependent protein catabolic process
Cellular component (GO): cytosol; nucleus; SCF ubiquitin ligase complex
Molecular function (GO): protein binding
Source: RefSeq, a predicted model, not a curated record
CCAUCUUGGCUCUUCUGCGAGGGCCGAGGCGCAGUGUGGGAGAGGUGAGGUGGCUGCUGCGGCUCGCGGGGCCCACACCCAGAAGGACGCGGACAGACGGCGCGGGGACGACGACGACGAAAGCUUCCGGAGGGCUUUACCCCGAGCUGCCAAGGUGGAGCCGCGUCGACGCCCGCCGCGGGACCUGUCGCGCCUCGGCCGCGGGCGGAGCGCGGGGGGUCGUAGCGGCGGUGGUGGUGGCGGCGGCGGCGGCGGGACCGUGACGCGGGGGUCUCGGCGGACCUCUCGCGAGAGUUGCCGCCGCCGCCGCCGCCGAAGCGGGGAAGCCGCCCCCGGCGGCCGCAGGAUGAAACGCGGAGGAGGGAAAGAUAGUGAUGGUAGUUCAUCUGAGGAAGGACCUGCAGAGAAAGGCAAGAAGCUGAGGACUUCCGGUGGACACCCUCACAGUUCUGACUGGGGCAACCUCCUUCAGGACAUCGUUCUCCAUGUAUUUAAGUAUCUGCCUCUGCUCGACCGGGCGCAUGCUUCACAAGUUUGCCGAAACUGGAAUCAGGUAUUUCACAUGCCUGACUUGUGGAGGUGUUUUGAGUUCGAACUGAAUCAGCCAGCUACUUCUUACUUGAAAGCUACACAUCCGGAACUUAUCAAACAAAUCAUUAAAAGACAUUCAAAUCAUCUACAGUAUGUCAGCUUCAAGGUGGACAGCAGCAAAGAAUCAGCUGAAGCUGCUUGUGAUAUAUUAUCACAGCUUGUGAAUUGCUCUUUAAAAACACUUGGACUUAUUUCAACUGCUCGGCCAAGCUUUAUGGAUUUACCAAAGUCUCACUUUAUCUCCGCACUGACAGUGGUGUUUGUAAACUCCAAAUCCUUGUCUUCACUUAAGAUAGAUGAUACCCCAGUAGAUGAUCCAUCCCUCAAAGUACUAGUGGCCAACAACAGUGAUACCCUCAAGCUGCUAAAGAUGAGCAGUUGUCCUCAUGUUUCUCCAGCAGGUAUCCUUUGUGUGGCUGAUCAGUGUCACGGCUUACGUGAAUUGGCCCUGAACUACCACUUGUUAAGUGAUGAAUUGCUACUUGCUUUAUCUUCUGAAAAACAUGUUCGAUUAGAACAUUUGCGCAUUGAUGUAGUGAGUGAGAAUCCUGGACAGACACAUUUUCAUACUAUUCAGAAGAGCAGCUGGGAUGCUUUCAUCAGACAUUCACCCAAAGUAAACCUAGUCAUGUAUUUUUUUUUAUACGAAGAGGAAUUUGAUCCAUUCUUUCGUUACGAAAUACCUGCUACUCAUCUUUACUUUGGGAGAUCAGUAAGCAAAGAUGUGCUUGGUCGUGUGGGAAUGACAUGUCCUAGACUGGUUGAACUAGUAGUUUGUGCUAAUGGAUUGCGGCCACUUGAUGAGGAGUUAAUUCGAAUCGCAGAACGUUGUAAAAAUCUGUCUGCUAUUGGACUAGGGGAAUGCGAAGUCUCAUGUAGUGCCUUUGUAGAGUUUGUGAAGAUUUGUGGUGGCCGCCUGUCUCAGUUAUCCAUUAUGGAAGAAGUAUUAAUUCCUGACCAAAAGUAUAGUUUGGAGCAGAUCCACUGGGAAGUGUCCAAGCAUCUAGGCAGGGUCUGGUUUCCAGACAUGAUGCCCACUUGGUAAAGUCUUAGUGUGGAGGGCAAGAUGAAUAGCACCUUACUUGUAAACAUACUUGUUUAUAAUAAAAUUUAUUUCCUGUAGUUUUUAUGUAAUUCUAUUUUG